AUGCGCUCAGUGGACAAAAGGCUCCAGAAGAUCGGCUGCAGUUGGAGCCUGUGACCUACAGUCUGAUGGUGUGUUUGUUGAGCCAAUUGAGCGAUCUAGCACUUCGCUAUCACCGAGGGUUCUGAGAGGUGAGCCUUGAGGCCUCAAAAGUUGGAGAUGGGGCAUUAGUCCAUGAUUUCUUGCCAAUCUUGCCAUUAAAGCAUUAAGGAAGAUUGAAAAUAUUGAGAAGCUGGAUGAUAGGCUAACGGAGGCACCUAAGGCUUGACAAAAGGACUUCCAUACGAGACAAAUUGGGGACCCCGAUAGGAGAUGAUAUCUGCAGGAAUUCUGUGGAGGCGGAAGACAUGGCGGAUGAGAAGGUCUGCAGACUCCUGAGCAGGAGGGAAUUUAAGGAGCUAAAGCACACCGUCAUGGAGAGUCGGUCUAUCAUGUUGGCAAUGCCUAAAAAUGUGGAGAUCAAGGCUGCAGUGCAUGACUGGAAUCGGCUUGUAGAAAAUGCUAAAAGACUAAGCAAAUCAGAAGGCAUUUUAAUAAUGCAGGAAGACACGUUUUUCAACGUUUCUAAAGGACGCCUUAAAUUGCGAAAUCUGAAGAAUGAAGAUGGAGGCCAGCUCAUAUUCUAUAACCGAGCUGAUAUGGAUGGACCCAAGCUCUCAGACUAUUCUAUAUACCCCACUGGGAAUCCUGAUGCACUUACGAAAUUGCUAUCUGAUGCUCUAGGAAUAAAGGGUUUCGUGAAGAAGGAACGUUGGUUAUAUAUGGUUGGGCAAACGAGAGUUCAUGCUGAUUUGGUAGAAGGGUUGGGGCGAUUUGUGGAAUUAGAGGUUGUUCUCAGAGAAGACCAAAGCCUAGAAGAAGGAGAAGCCAUAGCCCAAAAAUUGAUGGGCGAGCUGGGGAUAAAGAAAGAAGAUCUUGUGACUGGAGCUUACAUGGACUUGCUAUUAGCUGACCAAUAAUAUUCUCUGGGAGGCUGGGGUAAUGAGGCAAUUUAUACAGAUAUUAGUUCAGAACCCUAUGAUUGUAGAGAAUAGGAGACCAAAUUCAAGAACCAAUAACAAGUCAGUUGGCAGGGGCUGGUGUAGUAUUCA
Hypanus sabinus (Atlantic stingray) is the source of this 1088-nucleotide messenger RNA. RefSeq lists its product as uncharacterized. The record is from RefSeq and is a predicted model, not a curated record. Lineage: Eukaryota; Metazoa; Chordata; Chondrichthyes; Myliobatiformes; Dasyatidae. Bases 345 to 956 code for a protein of 203 amino acids. The transcript has 7 exons.